CUGAAGAUUAGCAAACGAAGUGUGUCAGCUGUUGCAGCCAAUGAGAUGCAAAACCCAGUGGGACCACAGUACCAAGUCCGGCUGGUGAACGGGCGUAACGGGUGCGAGGGCAGAGUGGAGGUGCAGUUUGACGACCUCUGGGGCACGGUGUGCGACGACGACUGGGACAUGGUGGACGCCAACGUGGUGUGYCGGCAGAUGGGAUGCGGUGUGGCCGUAGCUGUGGGCAGCAGCUCUCAGUUCGGCCAAGGCUCCGGGCUCAUCGCUCUGGACAACGUAGACUGCAGGGGCAACGAGAGCAACCUGAGUCAGUGCCACAGUCUGGGCUGGGGCGUGCACAACUGUUACCACUAUGAGGACGUGGGCAUUGCCUGCAGAGAACUACCUUUGCCGAUAGCACGGGAUUUUGCRGGAACCACCACACCAUCUGUAGUCAGCCCUGGCUUACGAGACGGCACAAUUCGUUUAGUGAAUGGGAGGAACUCCUGCGAGGGCCGAGUCGAGAUCUACUACCAGGGAAACUGGGGCACGGUGUGCGAUGACGACUGGAACCUCAACAACGCCGUGGUGGUGUGCCGUCAAAUAGGCUGCGGUACCGCCGUCGCUGCGCACACCAACUCCUUCUUCGGCUACGGCACCGGGCUCAUUCUCCUGGACAACGUCAACUGCCGCAGCAACGAAGUCGAGCUGAAGUCGUGCAAAAACCUCGGCUGGGGCAAACACAACUGUGGGCACCAUGAGGACGCYGGGGUCACCUGCACUGGAAUCUCCACUGUACUUCCUGUGACAACAAGAAACCAGGGGAUCCUGGAYCUAACAAUGACUAUUGUUCCAGAAACACUUCCAGCCACAGCUUCACCAAGUACAACUGUUACAACUGUUUCAACAACCAUUACAACAUUGACCAGCACAACAAAAGGUCCUACAACCAUCCGCGUGGUGAAUGGCAACGACAAGUGCCAGGGUCGCGUCGAGGUCCUCUACAAAACUGUCUGGGGGACGGUGUGCGAUGACGACUGGGACAUCACCAAUGCCAACGUGGUGUGCAGGCAGCUUGGCUGCGGCCCCGCUGUAGAAGCCAAGGGCUUAGCCUUCUUCGGCUACGGUUUGGGUCCCAUCCUGCUGGACAAUGUGGAGUGCAGUGGCACCGAGUUGGACCUGGCUAACUGCUUCAACCUGGGCUGGGGUCAGCACAACUGUGGCCACCAUGAGGAUGCUGGAGUUAUCUGUGAAUCUUUUGUCCUUKUCACAGACGACUCGAGCGUAACACAAAAUGUAUCAGACACCACUGCUACCACUCAACCCUCUGAAGGGAUGUUGAGACUGGUGGGUGGUCAGCACCAGUGUGAGGGUCGAGUGGAGRUCUACCUGAACUCUGAAUGGGGCACUGUGUGCGAUGACGCCUGGGACCUUCCUGACGCCCAGGUUGUGUGUCGUCUGGUGGGCUGUGGAGAGGCUAUGACGGCUUGGGCAGAAGCUCACUUCGGACCCGGCGCAGGAACAAUCCAACUGGACAAUCUCAAGUGUACCGGURCUGAAGCCUCCCUCCUGGGUUGCUCCCAUAUAUCCUGGAGCGUGCACAACUGUGACCACUCUGAAGAUGCUGGCAUUACRUGCUCGCUGUCRUGAUUUCAGUGAAAYCAAACUCCCACYUGCACCAUUUUAUGGAGCAGGAGUACCCAGCUCGGACUUGUAUACAUCAUGUAAAUAAUAGUGUUUACACUGCUGCAGGAAUACACCACUGUCAACAUCAUAUAAAAUAACUAAUGUCACAAUAUAUGAUUUAUAUAAUAACUAUAUAUUCCUAUUAUGCACUUUAUAAUAAUGAUUUAAAAUACAAUGUACACAUUUCACGUAAUA
Messenger RNA from Austrofundulus limnaeus, 1860 nucleotides. RefSeq names its product scavenger receptor cysteine-rich domain-containing group B protein (gene ssc4d). The transcript is spliced from 10 exons. Bases 46 to 1629 code for a protein of 527 amino acids. The record is from RefSeq and is a predicted model, not a curated record. Gene Ontology annotation, cellular component: membrane. Lineage: Eukaryota; Metazoa; Chordata; Actinopteri; Cyprinodontiformes; Rivulidae. Gene Ontology annotation, biological process: cell-cell junction maintenance.